Messenger RNA from Dictyostelium discoideum AX4, 3645 nucleotides. It is a transcript of the gene cnrK, whose product is annotated as RING zinc finger-containing protein. The transcript is spliced from 2 exons. Gene Ontology annotation, biological process: protein ubiquitination. Gene Ontology annotation, molecular function: ubiquitin protein ligase activity; ubiquitin-protein transferase activity; zinc ion binding. Lineage: Eukaryota; Evosea; Eumycetozoa; Dictyosteliales; Dictyosteliaceae. Gene Ontology annotation, cellular component: cytoplasm; membrane. The record is from RefSeq and is a predicted model, not a curated record. The coding region runs from base 1 to 3645 and encodes 1214 amino acids.
AUGGCACACAAUAAAAACACUGAAGAUUCACUAUUCCUUGUGGUUGAUAAUCCAGAUAACAGAAAGAGAUUCACUGUCACUUUCAAUAAGAAUGAAAAUGAAAAAGAAACAAUUGUUAUAAUUAUUCCACCAACAACAACAUUUUCAAAAUUUUUAGGAUUAUUAAUUAGUAAAUUUAAAUUAGAAGCAUCAAGUAGAGCUCAUAUUAGAGUUAAAGCAAAUGGUUCAACAAGAAUCAAGAGUUUAACUAAUACAUAUAAUAAUCAAUUGAUUGAAUUUUCUUUAUCAGAGUUGGCAGAUGAAGAUCCAGAAGAUAAAAACCAAUUAACAGAAUCUCAAGAAUUACAAUUGCAGUUAAAAGAAAAAGAAGAGAAAUUGAAAUCAAUUGAAAAUUCUUAUCUCCCACUCUAUAGUAAACGUGAACAUAAUAAAUCUAAAUUUUAUAAGAAAGUAAUUAAUAAAUUACAAAGUAGUCAGGGUGAAUUAUUUAAAGUUAUAGUUGGUGAAUCAUAUCCAUAUCGUUGUAAAGUUUUAAUUCAAAAAUUAGAAAAAGAUUCAAGAAUUUGGGUAUAUUUCACUGAAACAUUAAAUGAAAAUGAAAAUAAUAAUAAUAAUAAUAAUAAUAAUGAAAAUGAUGAUGAUGAUAAUAAUAAUAAUAAUAAUAAUAAUAAUAAUAAUAAUAAUAAUAAUAAUAAUAAUAAUAAUAAUAAUAAUAAUAAAAAUAAUAAUAAUAAUAAUAAUAAUUUUUCAUAUACGUUUGAUACAGAAAUUCAAUUAGGAAGAUUGGAUAAAAAUGGUAAUCAAAAGAAAGAAGAUAUUAUUAAAAUUUUAGAAAAUCAAUAUAAAAUUGAUAAAACAAAUAUUAUUGGUGCAAUUUUAGAUAUUGAAUCUUAUUAUAGAAGAGAAUUUUAUACAACCCAAAAUUUUGGAGUGUUGGACAAAUGUGUAAACCUUUUCGUUGAUUUAGAAAAGAUAUCAACUGUUUCACAAAAUAAAUUGAUUGAAAAUUGUUAUAAUUCCAUUGAGAAAGUUUCAAAACAUUUUGAUAUUCCAAAUUCUUUAUCAAAGAAACUUUUAUUCCAAAGUGGUUGGAAUGAAAAAAAAUCAAUUGGAAUUCCAAGUAAUAGAGAACAAAAUCGUUCAUUCAUUCGUAAUUCUCAUUUUUCACACAAGGUUAAUGAUAUUGCAAUGUAUAAAUUUAAAUUAAUUGAUGAGAGUAAUAGUCAAGAUUUUGAAUGUUCAAUUUGUUACUGUGAUUAUUCAAAAUCAGAUAUGGUAGAAUUGAUAUGUGGUCAUUCAUUCUGUAAGAGAUGUUUAUCACAUUAUUUCAAGACAUCAGUUUGUGAUGGUAAUGGUAGCUCAUCCCCAAUCGUUUGUCCAUCACAAGGUUGUUUAAAUAAAUGUAUUGAUGAGGUAACCAUCGAAACAUUACUUCAACCAAAUAUGGUUUCUGUAUUUUUAAAGAAUUUCAUAAAAGAUGUUAUCUUUUUAACACCAAAUACUCAUGAAUGUCCAUUCAAUAAUUGUAAUAGAGUGGUUUUAGGAUUAAGAGGUACUCAUAAGUAUAUUCCAUACAUUGCCUGUUCCGAUCAUGAUCUAUUUUGUUUAUUCUGUAAAAAAAGAGGUAUGCAUUGGCCUUUACCUUGCUCACAUUCAGCUUACGAUGAUCAUGACCUAUUCUCUUACCGUUGGAUCAUUGCAAAUACAACAAUCUGUUCAAAAUGUAAAUUCCCUGUUGAACGUAACCAAGGUUGUAAUCAUAUGACUUGUAUUCGUUGCCAUCAUCAAUUUUGUUAUUCAUGUGGUUCUGACUAUCCUCAUACCGGUGGUUGUAGUAGUGGUGGUUCUUCAAAAGAACAUAAGAUCAAACUCUUCUUUAAGGCCGUUGGUGACAAGAAUAUGUCAAUGGAUGGUGCCUUCUUGAGGGAAUUUUUCGAAAGGGACCCAUUCACCAAUAGUGACCCAGUGAUUAAUCAUGUCUAUAAAUCAUUUAUUACUAUAAUCACCGGUAAAUCAUAUACAAGUAAACAACAUCUUAGAUUAUUGGAAUCUGCCAUCUUUUUCCUUCAUUCUCAUUCAAUCUCAACUAAAAAAUCAGAAUCUGAUCAUUUGAUGGAUUCAUGUCAAAAAGCUAUUAAAAAACUUUUACGUCCAGAUAUUUUAGCAGAUAAAACCUGUUUUCUAUCUCCAUACUAUUCAUCUCAAAAACAAGGUCCUUCUGAAAUUUCACUCUCUGCAACUAUCUGUAAAAAUGGUUCAAAGAAAUCAUUGGGUAAAUUAUUUGUAAAUACACAUUUCCAUGAUUUCAAACAAGAGAUUUCAAACUUAUUAAAUAAAUCAAUUCCAUCGGAUCAAGUUGAAUAUGAUCCAAAGAAAAUUAGAUUAUUCAAUCUCUAUGGUGGCCAAAUUAAAUCUUCAUCCGAUAUCAUUAAUAAUGAACCCAUUUUCAUUACCACUUCAAUUCAUGAACAAUUUAUUGAACCACAAAUUCCAACACUAACUCUAGAAGAAAUUGAAGAAGCUCAAAAACAAAUUGAAUUGGAAAAUAAAAAUAAUGUUAAAAUCUUGGUUGACCAAAAAGAAAAGGUUUUCACUCAACUUAAACCAAAGAAUAAAAGAAUGAAUGAUACAUUAAAAUUAAGAGAAAACCUUGAAAAUCAAUUAAAAUUACAAGAAAAAUUAAAAAUUGAUCAAGAGAAUCUUGGUAAUCCAAAUGUGCAAUUAUUUACUGAUGAAAUUCGUGAUCAAUACUUUUAUUAUAGAACUACUUUAUUAGAUUCUGAUAAUGAUGAUUCUGAUGAAUAUUAUUAUUAUGAUGAUUCUGAUGAAUAUGAACAAUAUAAUGCAAAAGAUUUAAUUGAUCAUCCAACUUCUAAUGAUACCACCACUGUCACUACAACAACUGCCACUACUACUACAACCGCUACUGAAGAAUCAAUUAUUAUUGAUGGUGAAGAUGAAUUUGUAAAUAUUGAUUCAAAUAGUUCUUCCUCAGAAUUUGAAGAUGGUGAUGAAGAUCUCUUAGAGAUUAAAAGAUUACAAGAAAUUGAUGACCAAGUAUUAGAAAAAGAAAAUCAAUUAAUUGUACAAGAACAAAAACAAAUUGAUUUGGUCUUUAAAGUUUUAGAAAUGUAUCAAGAUGAAAAGUUUGGUUUAGAUUUUGAUAAAGUAUUUUCAGUUUGUUCAGAUUCAAAGAAUUUAUCUCAAGCAAUUAAAAAAAUGACUAAUUACUUGGAUGAAAAUUAUUAUUCCAAUCAAUAUGGUAUAACUCAAACUUAUCUUUUAAUUAAAGAACGUUUAUCUUUUACUUUCCCAAAUUUAUCAUUAACUGUAAUUGAUCGUGCUAUCAAAGAAUCAAAAUAUAAUCAUGAUAAAGCUAAAUCUUGGAUUUAUAAUAAAUUCCAAAAACAACAAAAGAAAAAAUUUAAUCAAUUAUCAAAAAAUAAUCAACAACAACAACAACAACAACAACAACCACAAUCACAACAACAACCACAAUUACAAACAAGAAAGAUUAAUACUAGCGAACAAUUUGAAAUUGAAUCUGAAGAUGAUGAUUCUUAUGAUAUUGAUGAAGCUGAAAAUUAUCUCACUGAAAAGAUUUACAAUGAUAAAGUAUCCAAGUUCCACCACAAAAUGGAUUAA